AUGAUUCCGGCUCGGUUUGAUUUUUAUGCUUUGGUACUGGUUACAUGUACCAUAUUACCUAACUAUACUGUUGGUCAAGCACGUUCUCGCGUUGCUUCUUGCAGUCAAACUUUCAGCGGAAACGAAAGUGGUCAACUGCUCAGCCCAGGAUAUCCACAAGAGUAUAAAGCCUCGGAAUUCUGCAAUUAUGCUAUCCAACUUCCGUCCAGCCGUCAAGUCAACUUAACAUUCACCGAAGUAGCAGUGAGUACCUAA
Messenger RNA from Dicrocoelium dendriticum, 255 nucleotides. Lineage: Eukaryota; Metazoa; Platyhelminthes; Trematoda; Plagiorchiida; Dicrocoeliidae. The record is from the annotation of a GenBank genome assembly.